GGAAAUAACCCGGCAGCGGAGAGCGAAGCUCACCCUCGUUUCCUUCUUCCAUUUUCCCUAACUAAUUAAAAAAUUAGUAUCAAAUUUGAAUAGAUAAUAAAUAAUAGUUAAGAAAAGGCCAAUAAAAGCCCCCGUCGGCUAGAAGAGAACCUCUUCUCCGAAGGGGGAGAAAGAGAGAGAGAGGGAGAGAUUUCAAAUGUGAUGGGGAGCGGCGUCUCCCGUCUCCUCCGCGUGCCGUGCCUGCGGCCCACCACCGCCGCCGCCGCCGGCGUGGAGCGCCCGCAGGAUUUUGAGGCGGGGCCUCUGGACGAGGCCCUCGGCCACUCCUUCUGCUACGUCCGCUCCGCCAGCCCCGCCCACUCCCCGUUUACGACGCCCCCACGGCCGCCGCCCAGUCACAGACUGCCGGCUUCCGGAGCUCCGCCUCCUUCUCUGCCCAUCCCCCUCCAGCUCUCCUGCGGCGGCGGCGGCGGGGGCCGGCUUCGGGGCCGCUCGAUCGGGGGUUCUUCCUCUCAGGGCCGAUCGAGCGGCGAGCGCUCUCCGGCCCACUCGACGCCGUCCCCUUCUCCGGCCCGCUCGUGAAGAAGAAGGGCCGGGGCAUCUCGAGGAGGCUCCGGAAGCCGUCCCUCUUCCGCCGGAGCCUCUCGGAGAAGAACCGCCCCUGGGUGGUCCCACUCCGCAGCUUCACCGCCCGGCGGUGCGACCCCGAGGACGCCCCUCUUCCCGCUGGCGGGAAUGUCCAGUGGGCCCACGGAAAGGCCGGGGAGGACCGGGUCCACGUCGUCGUUUCGGAGGAGCAUCGUUGGCUCUUCGUCGGGAUCUACGACGGGUUCAAUGGUCCCGAAGCCCCUGAAUUCCUUGUGGGCAACCUCUACCGCUCGGUGUUCAACGAGCUCCGGGGCCUAUUCUGGGAGGAAGUAGAAGAGGAGGCAGUAUCGGAAGAGGGGACGGACAAGAAGGUCACCUUUCAGGAGGAUUCCAGAGCUGGGAGGCGCCUUUGGGAAUUCCUGGCGGAAGCGGAUGAGGAUGCAGAAUUGGACUUCUCCGGCUCGGGACGGUUCGCAUUCUCUCUGUCCAAGCUGAGGGAUGGAUUUGGGAGCUGGCGGAAGGAGGGCAGGAGGUUCUGGUUUCCGAGGUGGAGGUAUGAAUCGGAAGAGAAGGCAAAAGAGACCCAAGAAGUUACCGAGCGGAGUAGCCGCAGGAGGAGGAAGGCAGGGCCUGUGGCUGAUCAUGAAUUGGUGCUGAGGGCUCUUUCCCGGGCAUUGGAAGUUACCGAGCUUGCGUACUUCGAGAUGACAGAUAGGGCCAUGGACUGCAACCCUGAGCUGGCGCUGAUGGGCUCCUGCUUGCUGGUGGUGCUUAUGAGAGAUGAUGAUGUGUAUGUAAUGAAUGUGGGAGAUAGCCGUGCAAUUGUGGCGCAGCAUAGACCUCGAGGAACCACUGAAAGGAGGAGGAAUCAGGGCAAUGCCAAUGAACAAGAGACAGGAGUUGGAGGGAAUGAUGUGGGUCUGGAGAUUGAGACACUGGGUCGAGAAGCAACAGAAUUAGUAGCAUUGCAGCUUUCAACUGACCAUGCCACCAGCAAUGAGGAAGAAGUCCUGAGGAUAAAGAAAGAACAUCCAGAUGACCAUCAAUGCAUUGUCAAUGAUAGAGUAAAGGGACGUCUUAAGGUCACACGAGCAUUUGGGGCUGGAUAUCUCAAAAAGCCUAAGUGGAAUGAUGGAUUAUUAGAGAUGUUUCGGAAUGAGUUCAUUGGAACGGCACCAUACAUAACCUGUACACCUUCACUUUGUCACCUUAAACUGGGCUCAGAUGAUCAGUUUUUAGUCCUUUCUUCUGAUGGACUAUAUCAGUAUCUAAGCAAUGAGGAAGUGGUUUUACAUGUUGAAAAUUUCAUGGAGAGGUUCCCAGAUGGAGACCCUGCACAAAGUUUAAUUGAGGAACUUCUUUUUCGUGCAGCGAAGAAAGCUGGCAUGGAUUUUUAUGAACUCUUGGACAUACCACAAGGAGACCGCCGGAAGUACCAUGAUGAUGUUACAGUUAUGGUCAUAUCUCUUGAAGGAAGAAUAUGGAAGUCAUCAGGAAAAUGUGUGACAAGCUAAGAGCUGGAUGAACUUUGUUUUCUAAGCUAUACAACUUGCCAUCAGCAUAUUGCCGAUUCAUGUCUCCAAAUUGUAAAAAGGCCAAGGGUUCCUCUGAUCAUUGGCAUGAUCUGUCACUUGGCCAUUUUCCUAAAGUUCUGGAAAGCAUCAUGAAAGCUUCCACAGACAGAUUGAAUACAAGUAAACCAGCAUGGCUUUUGGGUUCAUGCUGGUUGAUGCCGCCAAUCAAUCUGAAAGGGGAAUUGGUCUGGGGUGGUAAAAAAUGAACAUACCUAGGGAGGGUGCAUCAGUUUAUUCUCGGUUUUUGGGAUCCUCCCUUUUCUUUAUUGUUUUUAGGGGUAAAUGUUUUUUUAGUGGGAAAUAUUUUUACAGAUGUAUAACAUUACCUUUUGUUACAUGUGGGACCCUCUAAUCUGUUGGACGUGUCCAUCAGAAGCCUAUUUAAAAGACUAAAAAUUCUUUUGGCAGGAAUUU
Messenger RNA from Elaeis guineensis (African oil palm), 2576 nucleotides. Its product is annotated as probable protein phosphatase 2C 26. Lineage: Eukaryota; Viridiplantae; Streptophyta; Magnoliopsida; Arecales; Arecaceae. Gene Ontology annotation, molecular function: protein serine/threonine phosphatase activity. Gene Ontology annotation, biological process: protein dephosphorylation. The record is from RefSeq and is a predicted model, not a curated record.